Ectocarpus sp. CCAP 1310/34 is the source of this 1454-nucleotide messenger RNA. NCBI's taxonomy places the organism in Eukaryota, Phaeophyceae, Ectocarpales, Ectocarpaceae. The record is from the annotation of a GenBank genome assembly.
UGCUGCUGCUGCGAUGCUGUGUACGAACGACCCUUUGCGUACACAAUAACGUGCAAUACAUCUCCGGUCUUGAUAUAUCUAUUCAUAGAUAUAUUCCAGACAAAAGCGACAGCCUGAUGCUUCUGUGCCUUAUGCUUCGGUGGACAUAUCUAAGCUGCGUCAUGUAUUUGUGUGCAGCUCAAGUGAUCACGUGGGGUACUGAGAGGUAUUCAUCCACCACCGCCCGCCUGGCCCUCUCUCUCCUCCGUCUCCGAUACGAAACGAGAACCGAAAGAGUUCCGCCGUCGGCGGUGGGUUGCAAAAGGAGCCUUGCAGGAAAGAGAUUCACGUCAAAGGAGAGUUCCGCCGCGGUAGCCGUGUUAGGUCCGCCUCCGCCCGCCGUCGGAAGCGUCGGAACUCGAGUGCGGGGUGUUGGUGACGUGUGCGAGAGUACGAUCGGAUACCCCUCCGGGGGGCAAGGUUCAAUUGCACACGACGGGUACGUGAUCAUCUGGAGUGGCGCCCGUGCUGGCACCAAGGACAGGAGGGGCACACACGGUGUGGGCAUAGCGAUCAAGGAGGCCAUGUGGGAGAGUGUGGGCGAGGAAGCUUUCGUGGUGAGGUACGCCCCCACGGAAACUGUCCGCACCACCGCGGGCGGUGAUGUUAACGCCAAGGACUCCUUCUGGACUGCUCUCGACGCAGCGAUCCGGGAGGUUCACAGCCGUGACCAUCUCGUGGUGCUAAUGGACGCCAACGCACGUACUGGUAGGAGGCGAGACGGGUGCUGCGAUGCCAAGAUUAUGGGCGCGUACGGACGCGACAUUAUGAACUGCAACGGGGAACGACUCCUUGGACUGGCAUCAGACAACCAACUCUCCCUGACCAACACCUACUUCCGAACAUCGAAAGGUGGAGUGCAGCACACAUUCCAGAGCUCCAACAAGGGAAAGGAGAAGUACCGCCUCGACUUCAUCCUCAUGCGUCAGACGGACCGGCGUUUCGUGCGCAAUGUCUCCGUCAAACGUGUCGACUUCAAGGACUCUGACCACAACCUCGUCGGAAGCAGCCGGAUCCGUAUCGACCUCGAGCGGUUGAGGAAGGACAAACACUUGCGGGUCGCCUUCCAAAACAGGGCCUCCUGCCGCCCUCCGCCCACGGCGCUCAGGCGGCCAACGGGAGAGACCGCCGCCGAGCUGACGGCUACGGUGAUGUCGGCCGCUGCUGAGACCGCGCCGCUGGCGAGGUGCGCACGAGGGCAGAGAGGCUGGUACACGAGCGAAGCGCAGCACGAGAUCCCCGAAGCGUCUAAGGAACUGCGUGGGGCCUCAAAGAUUAGCGCCUUCGAGGCGACCCUGAAGGCCAUGCUCAAGGCGGCGCGGGAGAAGCGCAGCAUCGCGAGGUGGAGAGCACUGGUAACGUUCUUCGAGGGCUAUGUACCGCAGCUCGAGAAGAAGAGCCGCGAGGGGUGUUAG